Molecule: messenger RNA, 5166 nt
Organism: Coregonus sp. 'balchen'
Lineage: Eukaryota; Metazoa; Chordata; Actinopteri; Salmoniformes; Salmonidae
Source: the annotation of a GenBank genome assembly
AUGGUGGUGGCUGUUAACCCUACAGAGUUUGAGUACCUGGAAGGCAACAUACCCUCAGAGUGGGAUGGUAAUGUUGAAACACUGACACUUUAGAUAUAUGUCUGCUAGUCUCCAUGAUAUGGUGUCAUGGAGCCUGUGAAUCUGGGGCUCGGAAUACACUGUAGUACAGAAUAGUGCUAGGCAACAACAACUGUACUAGAACUAACAUUAAUCACCUAUGCUAUUUAUUCAGAAAUGUAUUCAUGAAUGUAUCAAAGUCACCCUAUCCAUUUUCCAUACAACUAGAUACAACAUGUUCUGUCUCUGACUUGCUUUAUCCACCUUAAGCCCUCCUCAUCCCUCUCUCAUGCAUUUUCAUCAGGAUGCUAAUAAGAGGGGGAUAAGAAGUCUAGAGUCCCGGCAUGCUGAAGGAAAAGCUGGGAAAUCUCUCUCUUUCUCCAGAGCCUGCCCUGCCAAAAUACACCUAAGAAAGAACAGAGAAGAAGGAAGAGAUAGAUAGAUGUAGAGAGGUUUAUCUAAGGAUCAGAGGAGAAGAGAUCUGCAGUCUCUUGCUUUAUGCAGUACAGUAGUUGAAAUGCAGUAACAGUACUACAGUCCUCUUUCUGCUUAGACUGGCAAAUCAGAGUGAUGCCAAAUUCUGGCUGUUGUCAUGUAGGCUAUCAAGCUGGAAUUGUAAUGAAAGGAAAGGUUUCAGAUCACUUACAGUUAGAUACUGUUUUAAUUUAACUAUAGAGUAAUUACACAAGUGUGAUGCCAUACAACUGCCGUUACAUUGGAUAUCAAGUGUAACUGAUAAUUUUGUUAGCGUGGUAUGUGUGCAGUGUGGGUGUUCGAACUCUCGUCUGUCUGUUCCCUCAUCCAGCUUGGAUCCGAGGCAGACGGAAGCAGCCCCCUUCCAUUGAGGUGCGUAUCACUGCUGUGUUUGAGGGGGGCUCUAUGGGACGGGGUACCGGUAGGGAAGAGGCUCAGAGAAACACUUUGAUUUGCUUUCUCUCAGUUUCCAACAGAGCCAGGAAACUUUGGGGGACAGGUGUUAAAAAUAAACUGGAGCUGGCAUGUGAUGGUGCUAGUGAGUGUAGACAGUCCCAGCAAUAUCACUGACAUUUCGAUGUCAAGCUGACGUCUUCCUCAGAGGAAACAUCAGUCAUCUUUUCGCAUCCUGUACAAUGGAUUAAAGCGAGCAAAAAUAAAUAAAUCUCUGCCUUAUUUUGUUGAGUGCUCCAACUCCUUUUUACCUCUUAAUUAGUCCUUUUGGAAGUUUUUCUUGGUAAGCCAUGAUUUUUGUCAUUGUUGUUGAGCACCCCUCCUUUCCUUUGUUUGCUGAAGAGCGAAGGCCCACCUGAACUCUGACAUCUUAAUGUUUCCUUGUUAAUAGAGGACGAUUGACUUGAAAUUAUACACUGAGUGUACAAAACAUGCUCUUUCCAUGACAUAGACUGACCAGGUGAAUCCAGGUGAAAGCUAUGAUCCCAUAUUGAUGUCACUUGUUAAAUCCACUUCAAUCAAUGUAGAUGAAAGGGAGGAGACCAGUUAAAGAAGGAUUGUUAAACCUUGAAACAAUUGAGACAUGGAUUGUGUAUGUGUGCCAUUCAGAGGGUGAAUGGGCAACACAAAAUAUUUAAGUGCUUUUGAAUGGGGUAUGGUAGUAGGUGCCAAGCACACCGGUUUGGGUCAAGAACUGCUGUGUGUAUCCAGCCAAUUUGACACAACUGUUGGAAGCAUUAUAGUCAACAUGGGCCAGCAUCCCUGUGAACGCUUUCGACACCUUGUAGAGUCCAUGCCCCGAUGAAUUGAGGUUGUUCUGAGGGCAAAAGGGGGUGCAACUCAAUAUUAGGGGUUGUGGUAAUGGCUGGAGUGGCAUUGGUGGAAUGGUAUCAAACACAUUUGCUCCGUUCCGGCCAUUAUUAUGAGCCGUUCUCUCCUCAGCAGCCUCCACUGGAAGGUUCCUAAUGUUUUGUACACUCAGUGUAUAACUGCCUUUAUAGUCUAAAUAAGCCAGAUUCAGUUUUAGCUUUGUUGAUAUACAAGGUUCAUCUUAUUGACUAUAGGAUAAUUAUUAUUUAUCCAUUGAAAUGGAGGCUAUGGGAAAUCCCUUGGAAGGCUAAUACCCAGGCACCUCCCUGCCUAUAUAUUCCAUGCCAAUGGCCAAUGCCAUCCCACCUCAGUGUUGCCAGAACAAUCCAAUUUUCUGCCUACUAUCUGCCCAGUCGUCCACAGCUGGACAGUGGUGUAGCCAAAACCACUCCCCCUGCACUUUACGUCCCCUUAACGUUUCCUCUCGUCCCUGUCCAAGUCGACAUAAAUUGAUUGGAUUAAAUCCUGUCAUUAACAAGCUGGAAAAGCGGCUCAAUAUGCUCGCCUCGCUCCCCAAAGCAGGUCUGUAUGGCCCUGGUCUCCCCUCGCUGUUCCAAGCCCACUAGUUCUGCUGCCAACACACAACAGCAACACAUCCAGGCUUCCCUCGCUUUCUGACUCUGCCAAGGCAAGACUAACACUACAGACUGGACACUAGCUUAUGGAUGACUUGAGAGGACUUCACUGUCACUAGUAGCUAUCCCUUCAAAGGACUGAGUCUCUGUUGAAAAGCUUUGGUUAAUAUUGUGUGUGUGUGUGUGUGUGUGUGUGUGUGUGUGUGUGUACCGUACUCCACACAGGAGCUGGUGAAAAACCAGCACUACAGGGAGCACAUCAAAGGAAAGGCAAGGGAGGUGGAAGAGAGAGAGCUGGCUCUGCAGGCUAAGGAGUACGAGGAGGGCCUGGUGGCUCGGCCUACUCAGACCAUAGCCAAGGGCCACGCCGCCGCCACCAGCUUCGGCCAGCCAGAGACCAGCGAGGAGCCUGUCAGUACAGCCAACACAUUCCAGCCUGGCUCCUGGACACCCGCAGCCAAGAAAUAGCCACGCACACACGCUCACUGGGUCACGAUACCGCAAUACUGGAUUUUCCAUGGUAAAAAAUAAAAACAUGAAGCAAACUGAGCUCCAUAGUACUUUAAAAACCUGCUGCUGUGUGAAAAUAAACAAAUAUGACUCUCGGUAACAACAGAAGACUGUGUGUUUGCAAGAUUAGACUGUUAUUUCUGAGUAUCACGAUACUGGUACCUAACACACACUAUCGUACAUACAAGAAAACACAUAUAUAUAUAUAUAUAUAUAUAUACACACACAUAGGCUAUAUACAGUGCUAUUCAUAGUUUGCCCACACACAUACAUAUUGUGCAUAUGCACUCAUCAUACCUACAUCCAAGAAACUAGACAUGGGUAAACAAGUAUAGGCCCUCCCUAUGUGAGUAUUCACAGGCUUCCUUCCAUCAUUUCCACCUUGGAUCGGCGACCUGGAAAGACUGAACAAUUGAAAUCAGCAAGAUAGAGAAAGGAUGAUGGGAAGGAAGCACGAUCUGGCCAGCUUCAAUGGCCUUUUCUCAUUUGAGCAGAAGUCCGUCCUCCACCCUCUCUUCCGUGACCCAGAAACUGAUAAGUGGCCGAGGAGAUGCCAAUUCGUUAGCAGGCGAACAAACGUGUCUUCCCCUCCUCGAUAGCCACCUUUCAUCGGGGAUAGUCAUUUGUAUCCUACCUGAGUUCUUCGCGGAAGAGUUUUGAAAUCUGCCACAUCCCCGUUUGAAUCAGCUUUUGUUUUGUCUGAGAAAAUCAUGCACACGUUUAAAAACAAUAUGCUACUUAUGGUUUUAUCUAUAAAAUGUCUUGCACAACUAACUAAUUUGUUUAUCACUUUGCACAUGCAUUUUGGGAUCUGUACUGGGUUGUAUUCAGUAGUGCACACCAUAAAACAUUUGGCAACGCAAACCGGUCACUCCGCUCUAAAACAUGACGUAAGUGGUUUAUUGAACAUGACCCUGGUUAUGAUGUAAACUAAUAAUAGGAGCUCUGCUCUUCAUUUGAAAAAACAUUUUAUUGCAUUGAAUCAGGGAAUGGCAUUCAUGGGGUGUGGAAGACAAUUUAUCUGAUCUCCCUGACGUACUGUAAACGCUUUGUAUAUAAAGUUAUGUUGUAGGUAAUCAAGGUAUAUUGUUUGAUGAUUUGUUGUGGAUUGUAAAUGAAACUACCAGGCUUGAGAGAACUGGGAUGUGAUGUAAGUGCUGGGAAGUAGGUGGUCGCAAUGUUGUGAUGGUGGGUUCGAUUAUCCACAGCGACUAACAGUUAGUGCACUCGUCUUAAGGUAGCAAGGUGUGCAUGCACUACUCUAAGUUGAUUUUGAUAAAGUUUCUGCUAAAUGGCAUACAUAUUAAAUAUUUGUCUGCGUGACAAGGUGCAAUUUAUUUAACGGCGUUACGUAUUUGGUAUGUUAUAUAUACACAUCCCCAACACACGACACUACAAACCUUUUAACCAAUUUUGUUUUUUAAUUAAAUGAAGGAAAGGGUAUCACACAGCUCGCAAGAUAGUAUGAAAAAAAAAAAAAAAAAAAUUAUGCACUCACUAACUGUAAGUCGCUCUGGAUAAGAGCGUCUGCUAAAUGACAAAUGUAAGAUGGUUGAAAGACAUGUUGCAGGUCUCAGGAGAAGACAUCCUUUACAUGAAGUGUGUGUUACAUUGUCUCUUGAAAUGACAAGUCUGACAGGUUUAACAUAAUGUGGCAAAAUAGAUGUUAAAAACACACUGAAUAAAACCCAUGUAUGAAAAUUGCCUGGAUCACUUCUUGGUCGAGUUCCUGCCAGACUACAGUACACUCCUGCCAGAUGUAAAAAAAAAAAACUUGGAUAGGUGUUUAACUAUCAGCAAAACACAUGAUAUAGCCAUCCAUCUAUGCCUGACUGAACAGUUGAUGACAUGGCAUGCAACCAUUGGUUGAUGCUGUGCAACACCUGCGCAUCUAGUCAGGCAGGAACUCAAACUUUUCAGUUAAGCAUCAUUCAGGCAGGGUUAGGGGAGGGUUGACGUGCAAGGAGAAAAGCCUUUUAUUUUUUUUACAUGAGUAAAUUCAAAUGGAGAACUGUUUUUUUACUAGUUAAUGAAAUCAUUGGAGUGGAGUUGUUACAAAUGGAAUGCAAAGUACUGCAACAACACCAAGCUCAGAUGGUGGAUCUCCAUAUCGUGAAUUAUACAGACGAUUCCCGUUUACCCGCUGAUGAUAGUCCCAUCGAAUGAGCCUCCCCGGUCUAUACAGUUCCCUCAGCGCUAUAAGGCCUCCUACACUGGACAGGAGUAA